Cercopithifilaria johnstoni is the source of this 714-nucleotide messenger RNA. The record is from the annotation of a GenBank genome assembly. NCBI's taxonomy places the organism in Eukaryota, Metazoa, Nematoda, Chromadorea, Rhabditida, Onchocercidae.
AUGGUCCUGCGUCAUUUUGUGUCUCUGUUACUGUCAACGUAUUUGAUAGCAGCAGAUGAAUAUGAAUAUACAGUAAUUGUGCCGGCAGGGAAGACGGAGUGUUACGGUUUUACGAUUGCUGAUGAAAAAUAUCAGUCAUUUGAAGUUGAAUUUCAGGUUACUGCGGGUGGUGGACUUGACAUUACAUUUUCUAUUACAUCACCGAAAGGACUACGUCUGAUCAAUGAUUUGAAACAUACUGAUGGGACACACAAGAUUGAUUUGAGUAUGUCUAGUGCCGGUUAUGGAGACUAUUUAUUUUGUUUUGAUAAUACAUUCAGCAUUCAGUCGGACAAGCGGGUUUUUUUCGAAUUAUUUCUUUUGGAUGCGCAGGAUCACUUUCUUGGAGGUUUUGAUCAACAGAUCAACGUUGGGACAGAAGUUUUACGUACACUGGAUAUACGUGUUAACCACUUUCAGAAUGUGACAAUGAAUGUUAAGAAUAAUUUAAAUACCAUCGAAAGGUUGCAAAGACAAUAUGCAAGUAUAGAACUGGCUGAUCGAACUGCCAUUGAACGCAGUUAUGAAAUGGUAAAUUUCUGGAGCGUGUUGCACUUGGUCAUCAUGCUUUUUGCCUUCUUUGUACAGGUGUACAUGGUGCGUUGUCUUUUUGAAGAAAACUCAAGGAUUGGUCUGAUCCUACGAAAAGGUCGCUUGAACAAUUCUUUUACUUAA